Molecule: messenger RNA, 1923 nt
Organism: Kogia breviceps (pygmy sperm whale)
Lineage: Eukaryota; Metazoa; Chordata; Mammalia; Artiodactyla; Physeteridae
Gene: NELFA
Product: negative elongation factor complex member A
Biological process (GO): negative regulation of transcription elongation by RNA polymerase II
Cellular component (GO): NELF complex
Source: RefSeq, a predicted model, not a curated record
CCCUCCCCAGCCGGUGCGUCGGGGUUCUGUCCACUUCAGGGCCGAAGGGGGAGCAGCUCGGCCGAGCCAGCCCACUCCUCUGCUGACGUCAUCUUCCGCGGCCCUCGAGAGCCAGCCACGGGCGCCGCCAUGUUACGUUACGGCGGCCGGCGGCCGGUCCUCGCGCCGCCGCGAAGCGUCUCUCCGAGGUCCCGCCCCUCUGGUGACGUCACCGCCGCUCGCCCUGCGGGCGCCGCCAUAUUGAGGGUCCUCACCGCGGGCGCGUAGCUGUCCUCAUAAAAUGCCGGCUCGGCGGUGGCCGGCUUUUUCCCCUUCAAAAUGGCGUCCAUGCGGGAGAGCGACACGGGCCUGUGGCUGCACAACAAGCUGGGGGCCACGGACGAGCUGUGGGCGCCGCCCAGCAUCGCGUCCCUGCUCACGGCCGCGGUUAUCGACAACAUCCGCCUCUGUUUCCACGGCCUCUCGUCGGCCGUGAAGCUCAAGCUGCUGCUUGGAACGCUGCACCUCCCUCGCCGCACAGUGGACGAGAUGCAGGGCGCCCUCACCGAGAUCAUCCAGCUCGCCACCCUGGACUCGGACCCCUGGGUUCUCAUGGUGGCCGACAUUCUGAAGUCCUUUCCUGAUACCGGAUCUCUUAACCUUGAUCUUGAAGAGCAGAAUCCCAACGUUCAAGAUAUUUUAGGAGAACUUAGAGAAAAGGUGAACGAGUGUGAGGCGUCGGCCAUGCUCCCGCUGGAGUGCCAGUACUUGAAUAAAAACGCCCUGACGACGCUCGCUGGGCCCCUCACUCCCCCAGUGAAACAUUUUCAGCUGAAAAGGAAACCGAAGAGUGCCACACUGAGGGCGGAGCUCCUGCAGAAAUCCACCGAGACCGCGCAGCAGCUGAAGAGGAGCGCGGGGGUGCCCUUCCACGCCAAGGGCCGCGGGCUGCUCCGGAAGAUGGACACCACGACCCCGCUCAAAGGCAUCCCGAAGCAGGCGCCCUUCCGAAGCCCCACCGCCCCCAGCGUCUUCAGCCCCGCGGGGAACCGCACUUCCAUCCCGCCGUCGAGGACGCCCCUUCGGAAGGAGAGGGGCGUGAAGCUCCUCGACAUCUCCGAGCUGGACAUGGUCGGGGCCGGCCGGGAGGCCAAGAGGAGGAGGAAGACCCUGGACGCGGAGGCGGUGGAGAAGCCGGCCAAGGAAGAGACGGUCGUGGAGAACGCCACCCCCGACUACGCGGCCGGCCUGGGGUCCACGCAGAAACUCGGGUCUCUGAACAACGAGCCCGCGCUGCCAUCCACGAGCUACCUGCCCGCUACGCCCAGCGUGGUCCCUGCCUCCUCCUACAUCCCCAGCUCCGAGGCCCCGCCAGCCCCGCCUGCCCGGGAAGCCAACCUGCAGGCCAGCCGGCCCCCCGAGGAGCCCAGCGCCCCCAGCCCCGCGCUGCCGGCACAGUUCAAGCAGAGGGCGCCCCUGUACAACAGCGGCCUCAGCCCCGCGGCGCCCACGCCCGCGGCGCCCACCUCGCCCCUGACACCCACCACGCCCCCGGCCGUCGCGCCCUCCACCCAGACGCCUCCGGUGGCCAUGGUGGCCCCCCAGGCCCAGGCCCAGCCCCCUGCCCAGCAGCAGCCCAAGAAGAACCUGUCGCUCACGCGGGAGCAGAUGUUCGCCGCGCAGGAGAUGUUCAAGACGGCCAACAAGGUCACGCGGCCCGAGAAGGCCCUCAUCCUGGGCUUCAUGGCCGGCUCCCGAGAGAACCCGUGCCAGGAGCAGGGCGACGUGAUCCAGAUCAAGCUGAGCGAGCACACCGAGGACCUGCCCAAGUCGGACGGCCAGGGCAGCACCACCAUGCUGGUGGACACGGUCUUCGAGAUGAACUACGCCACGGGCCAGUGGACGCGCUUCAAGAAGUACAAGCCCAUGGCCCACGCGUCCUAG